CUGAAAAUGCUGCAACAAAUUCAAAACUAAAUCUCAUAUUAUGUAAUGAAGAAAAUAUUAUCGAAAAAAUCAAAGAAGCUCAAUUGAAAUUUGAAAAUUCUUUAAAUGAAGAAAUUGUCAUUGAAGAUAUGUCUGAUGAGAAAUUUUGUUCUGAUUGUAAAACAAGAAAAAGAAGUUAUAUCGACUCUGAUAUAGAAGAUGAAGCAGAACAUAUUAUUCUUCAAGAAGAACUUGAAAAUAAUUAUCAUAAAAUUGAACGAGAAUUAAAUAGUGAAAAAUGGUUUAUAGAUUUAGUAGAAGAAAAAGCGAGAAACAAAUUAAGACAAAAAACUAUUGGAGCAGGAAAAACAACUCUUUCUUCAUUUAUGUCUAAAUAUUUUGAGAAAAAAGGAUUGAAAGUGUUUAUACCAGAAGAGAUUUCACUUAAGAUCAAAGAGGAUUUAGAUCUUUUCUAUUUAAUUAUUGAUACAUACAGAAAGAUGAUAGAAAGUAUUGACUCUGCAACUGAUGAUUAUGAUAUAAUCAUUUUUGAUCGAACUUAUCUUGAUACAGAA
Scutellospora calospora is the source of this 554-nucleotide messenger RNA. Lineage: Eukaryota; Fungi; Glomeromycota; Glomeromycetes; Diversisporales; Gigasporaceae. The record is from the annotation of a GenBank genome assembly.